Molecule: messenger RNA, 991 nt
Organism: Thalassophryne amazonica
Lineage: Eukaryota; Metazoa; Chordata; Actinopteri; Batrachoidiformes; Batrachoididae
Product: matrix metalloproteinase-16
Biological process (GO): extracellular matrix organization; skeletal system development; proteolysis
Cellular component (GO): extracellular matrix
Molecular function (GO): zinc ion binding; metalloendopeptidase activity
Source: RefSeq, a predicted model, not a curated record
GUACAUGGCCACUGAUGCUGCUGCUGCUGCUGCUGCUGGAUAGAUGUAAAUAAGAAUGGCGAGGACAGCGGCUCCAACAUGGCGCUUUAUCUCAGCUUGACGUCGCUCCGUUUUAUGGCGCCGGCGGGAAAUCGCAAAACGCCUCAUAUUUCUCCCUUUUGAAUCCGAAUCUGCCUUGACAGCCUGAUGGUUUUCAUUUGACACGGGAUCCGACUCGGACGGCCGGCUUCUUCUAAUAAACACUCGGGAAAAAACGGGUCAUUAUGACCAUAGUAUCCUCCAGUAAAAGAAAACCAUCGGAUUGCUUUUACGCGGCGGCGGUUUGUUUGCAUUUUUUGCUUUGGAUUUCGUGCGGCGCGUCCGGAGAGGAGGAGGAUCAUCCGUUCAGCGUUGAGGGAUGGCUACAAAGGUAUGGUUACCUUCCCCGCACAGAACCGGCAAUGUCUGUCCUGCACUCAGCCCAAACUAUGCACUUGGCCAUUGCUGCUAUGCAGCGUGUCUACGGGCUCAAUGUCACAGGGACACUGGAUGAGAAAACCAAGGAUUGGAUGCAAAGGCCGCGCUGUGGCGUUCCAGACAACGGCUCAAGGUCACGGAAGAGGAGGUAUGCGCUGACAGGACAAAAGUGGCAGCGCACACACAUCACUUACAGCAUAAAAAAUGUCACACCAAAGGUGGGCGCUCGGGAGACUCACGAUGCCAUUCGCCGGGCAUUUGAUGUUUGGCAGGGCGUGACCCCCCUACGCUUUGAGGCCGUUCCCUACAGCGCCUUGGAGACUGGCAGGCGGGAUGUGGACAUCACCAUCAUCUUUGCUUCGGGUUUCCAUGGUGACAGCUCCCCCUUUGAUGGGGAGGGAGGAUUCCUCGCCCACGCUUUCCCCGGCCCGGGCAUAGGAGGCGACACCCACUUUGACUCAGAUGAGCCGUGGACCCUGGGGAACCCAAACCAUGAUGGUAUGUGACACACUGACUGAAUGGAGAGAUAACAGGA